Messenger RNA from Corticium candelabrum, 1292 nucleotides. RefSeq names its product tRNA (cytosine(38)-C(5))-methyltransferase-like. The record is from RefSeq and is a predicted model, not a curated record. The transcript has 13 exons. NCBI's taxonomy places the organism in Eukaryota, Metazoa, Porifera, Homoscleromorpha, Homosclerophorida, Plakinidae. The coding region runs from base 18 to 1199 and encodes 393 amino acids. Gene Ontology annotation, cellular component: nucleus. Gene Ontology annotation, molecular function: methyltransferase activity.
UUAGUAUUGGAAUCAACAUGAGUUGUAGCAACAGAGUGCUGGAGUUAUACAGCGGAGUAGGAGGAAUGCACUGGGCUAUGAAAGGUUGUGGUGUAUCUUUUAAUGUUGUCGGUGCUAUUGAUAUUAAUACGACUGCUAAUCAUGUCUACAGACACAAUUUCCUGGAAACUUCUAUUUUGCAGAGAAAUAUUGAAUCUUUGUCAGUUGAUGAGUUUCAUCGUAUGAAUGUGGAAAUACUGCUAGCUUCACCUCCAUGUCAACCAUUUACCAGGGUGGGAUGGAAAGGAGACACUGCAGAUUCUAGAACAAAGAGUUUUCUGCAUGUCGUGUCAUUACUUGCCAGAUUACCAACACCUCCCACAUACAUAUUAAUUGAAAAUGUGAAGGGAUUUGAGGAAUCUGAGACACGUGAGAGACUAAUAACAACGUUACAUCAAUGUCAUUAUACUUUUCAAGAAUUUUUAUUGACUCCCGUGCAGUUUGGUAUUCCUAAUUCACGUCUGAGGUACUACAUUGUUGCUGUUCACUUACCUCGAACGUUACCUUUUGAGCCAAUCCAAGAAGUUCAAACAACCAUGCCUACUGGUUGCAGAUCCUCAAAUGUUCAUGCUGUUGGAGAUUACUUGGAAAGACUACCUGAAUCAGAAGUGCAAGAUUAUCUGUUGUCAUCACAGACUCUCAACAGAUUUGGGAAAAUACUUGACAUUGUGACAGCAUCAUCUAGACGGUCAUGCUGCUUCACAAAAGCCUAUAGUCACUAUGUAGAAGGGACAGGCUCUGUGCUUCAAACCACACAUGUAGAUAUGCACAGUGUGUUUGCGCAAUUUUCCCUGGAGAAAGCUGGUUGUGCAAAGGCUGAAGCUCAAAUUGACAGACAGGAUGAUGACUGUCCAUUGUUAAGUCUAGGACUUCGGUACUUCACUCCUCGAGAGGUUGCCAACUUGCUGUGCUUUCCCUCACAAUUUGAAUUUCCUGAUGGACUCAGCAACAAGCAGAAAUAUCGGUUACUAGGCAACAGCUUAAAUGUCCAUGUGGUUACAGAGCUAAUAAGAACGUGCUUCUUUCAUUCUACUGUGCAACUUGUGCUGCAUGAAUACUGCUACCUGAUAAGAGAACACAGACUAACAAGCAAUGGUGAAUACAAGCUUAGCCUGAAGUCUAUCUGUACACAGAAGGCUGUGCUGAUGUGUGUUACUUGAGGGAGCCGCGCGUGUCUUAUAAUGCAAACAUGACUCAUUUUUUCCAACCAACACAACAUAAUCUAUUUAAUUAACAAAAGCAUUUUUGGGGAC